Messenger RNA from Helianthus annuus (common sunflower), 1260 nucleotides. Its product is annotated as quinone oxidoreductase. Gene Ontology annotation, molecular function: quinone reductase (NADPH) activity. Gene Ontology annotation, cellular component: cytoplasm; cytosol. Bases 118 to 1104 code for a protein of 328 amino acids. The transcript is spliced from 5 exons. The record is from RefSeq and is a predicted model, not a curated record. NCBI's taxonomy places the organism in Eukaryota, Viridiplantae, Streptophyta, Magnoliopsida, Asterales, Asteraceae. Gene Ontology annotation, biological process: cellular response to oxidative stress.
AAAAUAAAACGGUAUACGGCACCACCUAUUCACACUAUAAAAUCAAGCAUCGACAGUCGGUCACCAAUCCAUAGAAGACACAUUAACCAGAAGGAUUCAGUUGAAGCUACAUUCACCAUGGUUAAGGCAAUCAGAGUUCAUGAAUAUGGUACACCUGAGGUGAUGAAAUGGGAAGAUGUGGAAAUAGGAGAACCCAAAAGUGGAGAGAUUAAAGUGAAAAUAAAGGCGAUUGGGGUUAACUUUUUGGAUAUUUAUAUGCGUAAAGGUCUAGUUCAUGAUUUUACUCCACCAUUGCCAUACACACCAGGUUUGGAGUCAGCUGGAGUUGUAAUCGCGGUGGGUACUGAUGUCACGACCUGCAAAAUUGGAGAUAUGGUGGCUUAUGCUAACUACCCUGUGAGCGCUUAUGCUGAAGAACAGAUACUUCCUGCAGAUAGAGUUGUACCUGUUCCCGCUUCUAUUGAUCCUAUUAUAGCAGCUGCCGCAAUCUUUAAGGGAUUGACAGCUGAAGUUUUGGUCCGGCGUUGCUUUAAGGUUGGACCUGGGCAUACAAUACUUUACCAUGCAGCGGCAGGAGGUGUUGGAUCUUUAGCGUGCCAAUGGGCAAAUGCGCUUGGGGCCACUGUCAUUGGGACUGUUUCAACCAAAGCUAAAGCGGUGCAGGCGAAAGAAGAUGGAUGCCACCAUGUGAUCAUCUACAAAGAAGAAAACUUUGUUGAUCGUGUUAUGGAGAUCACAUCAGGAAAAGGAGUUGAUGUAGUAUAUGAAUCUAUUGGGAAGGACACAUUUGAGGGCUCGAUGGCGUGCUUAAAGGCCCGUGGACACAUGGUGGUAUUUGGGAUGGCAUCAGGUGAACACGAACCUCUAAGAUUCCAAAAGGUUGCAGAAAAAGGAAUCUACUACACUGCUCCAACGAUAAUGCUUUACACAAAAGAACGUCACGAGCUCCUUGCAGCUUCGGAAGAGCUUUUCUCUAACAUUGAGAAAGGAGUCUUGCGGGUUCGUGUAAAUCACAAGUACCCUUUGUCACAAGCGGCCCAGGCCCAUUCAGACAUGGAGAGUCAAAAAACCACAGGUUCCAUCGUGUUGUUGCCCGAUGCCUAGUCUUAUUUAGUUGUUGAAUCUAUUGAAUAACAAUAAUAAUAAUUUACGAGUCAUUUUGGUAAGAUGUAUGCUGUUUGCUCAUGGCCAGUUAUUCGUGGUCUACACCUUUACGCGUGUAAACAUAUGUAUGGUUUACCCCAACCGCCUUGUUUUUCA